UUUGUUUUUUCUUUUACUUUUUAAUGCCUUUUUAUGUGAUUGGGUGUUGUAAGAAGGAAAACAGAAGGAAGUUUCAUUGAACAGAAACACACCUUUGUCUAGAUUUAUUAGGUUGCUUCACUCAAACUCUAUAGUACACAGACAAAGAAACCCAAUGUACCAAACUGGGUUUAUUUUUCUCAAAGAUUCUUCGUAAAUUCAUGAUUCAAAACAAACUUUUUCUUGACGAUGUUUCUGCGCCUCGGACAGAUUGGGAUUCUGGAUUCUGGCAGAAGGAACCUUUCCUGGAAAUUCCUGUUUUUGUUUUUCAUCUUUACUGUGCUUUUGUGUUUCGGCUCAUGAUGAUGAUCAUGUUUACAAUUCCAAUCUAAUAUAUAGGCUCUGUUACAAGCUAAUUUGUCGACAUGGAAGGCGAUGGUGCUGUUCACAGUGACUUUUCGCCCAAUUCUACCUUUGUGGAUGCUGCCAUGGAUUUGGACCUUAUGGAUGAACUCUUGUUUGAAGGGUGCUGGUUAGAGACUAAUGAUGAUUUCAACUUUAUGCAGCCUGCUCCUUCUACAUCUAAUGAUCUCAAUCAGUCUAUUACUGUUCCUUCUAAUGCAAACUUACAUCAAAUGCAUCAAGGGGAGACCGAAAGAUCGGUUUCUCCCCCUUGUGACGGGUCGGCUGUUGGGAAUGCUUCAUCUUUGUUACAACCUGGAACUUUUAUAGUUCAAGGCACUGAGUUGGGCAGUAGAUGGUGGAUAGGACCGAGCGCAGAAUCCGGUUCUUCUUUAUCCGUGAAAGAGAGACUAAUGCAGGCUAUUGGAUAUUUGAAGGAAUCUACAAAAGAUAGGGACCUCCUUAUUCAGAUCUGGGUGCCUGUAAACAGAGAAGGUAAACAUGUUCUUACUACUGAAGGCCAGCCAUACUCUCUCAAUACGAAUUGCAAGAGUCUCGAAAUCUUUAGAGAUGUUUCUAAAUCCUAUAACUUCCCGGCCGAGGAGGAUACAAAGGAAUCAGUUGGGUUGCCUGGCCGGGUAUUCUUGGAGAAGUUGCCUGAGUGGACACCCGAUGUUCGUUUCUUCAGAAGUGAGGAAUAUCCACGUAUUAGCUUUGCAGAGAAGUACAAUGUUGGAGGAUCUCUUGCUCUUCCUGUUUUCGAGCGAGCAAACGGAACAUGUUUGGGUGUUGUUGAGAUUGUCACAACUAUUCAAAAGAGCAAUUAUCGUCCCGAACUUGAACACGUCUGCAAAGCUCUUGAGGCUGUUGAUCUAAGGAGCUCUCCCAACUUCACUCCUCCUAAUGUUGAGGCUUGUAACGAGUUGUAUCAAGCUGCAUUGCCUGAGAUAGCCGAGGUUCUAAGAUCUGUUUGCAAGACAUAUAAACUGCCUUUGGCUCUGACAUGGGCUCCAUGCCUGAAUCAAGGUAAAAGUGGAUGCCGACAUUCUUAUGAGAACUUUUAUCAUUGUGUCUCCACCGUGGAUACUGCUUGCUUCAUAGCCGAUGAAGAAUUUUCAGAAUUCCUUGAGGCAUGCUCGGAGCACCACAUGUUCAGAGGCCAAGGUGUAGUUGGUAGAGCAUUCACGACAAACAAACAAUGCUUUGCAACUGAUAUAACGGCCUUCAGUAAGACAAAUUAUCCUCUCUCUCACCAUGCUAGGAUGUUUGGAUUACGUGGCGCUGUAGCUAUUCCACUACAAAGCAUUUUUACUGGAUUGGUUGAAUUUGUUUUGGAGUUGUUCUUACCAAAAGAUUGCCAUGACAGUGAAGCACAAAAGCAGAUGCUGAACUCAUUGAGCGGUUUUAUGCAGCAGGCUUGCCAGAGCUUGCAUGUAGUUGUGGACAAGAUGCUGGAGGAAGAAGUGAUCCUGCCAGUUAAGGAAGUUGUAGUUGCAUCGGACAGAAGAUCAGACAAAGAAGAAACUCAGUUUACGGUUUCUUCUGCAAAAGAGAACUCUCCGGAAGAGUCAUCGUGGAUUGCCCACAUGAUGGAGGCUCAACAGAAGGGUAAAGGUGUUUCUGUCUCGUGGGAAUAUCAAAAGGAAGAACCAAAAGAAGAGUUUAAGGUGACAACUCAUUGGGAAGACACUCAACUAGAGUUACAUGGUAAGGAGGUACUUUCGGAUUUUCAGCAGCUUCAUCAAAACGAUGAAAGCAAAGCUAGUGUUGAGGGAGGUGGUGGUGACUCCAGUUCUUCUGGUGGGCGUGGCGUUUUACCCAGUAAAAGAGCAGGUGAGAAGAGACGAACCAAGAUGGAGAAGACAAUCAGCUUGGAGGUUCUUAGACAGUACUUUGCAGGGAGUCUUAAAGAUGCUGCCAAGAGUAUCGGUGUGUGCCCUACUACUUUGAAAAGGAUAUGCAGGCACCAUGGGAUCACUCGAUGGCCUUCUCGGAAAAUUAAGAAGGUAGGCCACUCUUUAAGGAAACUCCAACUUGUGAUUGAUUCGGUCCAAGGUGCUGAGGGUGCCAUUCAAAUAGGGUCGUUCUACUCAAGCUUCCCGGAACUUAGCUCACCAAACCUUUCUGGUAAUGACCCUUCUUCGUCUUUGAAGAUCAGUGGGCAUUCAAAGCCAUCUGAACCUCAACUUGAGAACUGCAUGUUCAACCAAGGAGCUGCUGCUCCAAAGUCUCCAUCUUCUUCAUGCAGCCAGAGCUCUGGUUCAAGUACCUGUUGUUCCAUGGGAGUGAAACAGCAUAGUACGAGUAUCAGUGCAUUAUGUAGUGCAGAUGGGUUGAUGGUGGAAGACCCUGGUGGAGCACUAAAGAGAGCUCGUAGUGAUGCUGAAUUGCACUCGUUGAAUCAAGAGGAGCCUAAGCUGCUAGCAAGAUCCCAAAGCCAUAAAACAUUGGGUGAGCUUCCACCUUUAGAGACACAAUCGCCCUUGCCGAAAACUGGUGGCCAGAAUCUACGAACCGGGGGUGCCUUCAGAGUAAAAGCAACGUUCGGUGAAGUUAAAAUAAGGUUCAGCUUGCAACCGAGUUGGGGUUUUAGAGAUGUGCAACAAGAGAUUGCAAAGCGAUUCAAUAUCGAAGAUGUCAGCAGAAUGUGUCUCAAGUACUUGGACGAUGAUAAUGAGUGGGUGCUUUUGACGUGUGAUGCUGACCUUGAGGAGUGUAGAGAUAUAUACAAAUCAUUUCAAAGCCACACAAUCAAAAUCUCCCUCCAUCAAGCUUCUCAUCCGAAUCUAGGAAGUUCAUUUGGUAGCAGUGCCCCAUUAUAACAUGAGUUCCCUUAUGGGUAUAUUUGAUGGUCGUAGUAGUUUGUUUAGGAUCAUAUGAUUUUUAUUUCCCAUAUUAUUUGUAACAAAUAAUAAUACAUCAUGAGUUAUAUAAGACGCCAUGCAAUAAAAGCAAAUUGGGUGGAAGGUCAAUAA
Molecule: messenger RNA, 3356 nt
Organism: Gossypium raimondii (Peruvian cotton)
Lineage: Eukaryota; Viridiplantae; Streptophyta; Magnoliopsida; Malvales; Malvaceae
Product: protein NLP2
Exons: 5
Coding region: 405-3203 (932 amino acids)
Molecular function (GO): DNA-binding transcription factor activity; protein binding
Source: RefSeq, a predicted model, not a curated record